Scaptodrosophila lebanonensis is the source of this 1680-nucleotide messenger RNA. RefSeq names its product protein ORD. Bases 155 to 1567 code for a protein of 470 amino acids. NCBI's taxonomy places the organism in Eukaryota, Metazoa, Arthropoda, Insecta, Diptera, Drosophilidae. The transcript has 6 exons. The record is from RefSeq and is a predicted model, not a curated record.
UAUACUGAAUCGACAUACAGGGCUGAAGCGGGAGAAUAGUCCAUCUCUAAUUUGUUGGUUCCGCGCUCGCAAUAUGGUUGAAUGGGUGUCCGUUUGACUAUUUUCCAGCACAAUUCGGCAGUACACUGGAAAUCAAGUAAACCCCGUACACAAAAUGGACCAACAAUAUAAUUUGCAAUUUUUAAAGCUUGAUAUCAAGGACUGUCUUGGCUGCAAAGACGUCAAGCUUCGAUUUCCUCCGUCGCAAAGCGUUCAUUUGAUUCUGUACUCUUAUGCUGAUCCAUUUCUCUCACCAACCAAAGAAGCAAAGCCGACCAACAGUGUUAGGACACCCAUUUUGCAAGCUCUUCAGCUGCUGUGUACAAACGCCUACCCCGAUGAGGCCAGUUUGAAUUCCGUGCCGAUGCUCCAGUUUGGCAGAGGAAGCGUAAGAUUAACAUUUAACGCCAUGCGGGGUACUGACAAGGAUGGACGCUCGGUUCCGGAGGGUGCCGUCUGCGAUGUGGGGGAGGAUGAGCUGGAUAUGGAUCCAUGUACCUCGCAGCAGGCACGGGAGCGCGAAGAGCGUCGACAAAGAAGAAAAACUAUGCGCUGCCAGAAGAUUUUUACGGUGACCGUGACACGCAGUUUUGAGAACGUGAAUGAGCUUAACCAGGUCACAUUUCAAAUCGAUAAUGGUCUGAUACAACAAGUAACUAUUGCCGAGUUCCACAACUUGUUUUUCGUUGCGGAGUUGCACUCCAAUGCUUUUCUACGAAAUCUGCACCAGAGCUGUGCAGGAAACUGGUUGCGCCUUUUUCAGAGCAAUGCGGGAGACUGCAGUAGCAUCUUCAGGGGCGAUGACAAUCCUUUUGAAACAUUCAGUAAGCUUUUUGCUCGCACCGUUGUCCCUCCGACUGGCUUUUUGGGCAAACUGACGACCAAGUGCCUGAUAUCCAACAAGCUCUCUGAUUUAGCCGAGCGGCGUUUUGUUAUGAACCUUUUUAAUGAUGUACGCCGCAUGUUCGAGUAUGUCACCAUUAAUGAGUAUACUGUGUGGUUCUACGUGCCACGACUCAUGCGAUUCGAUUCAAUGGAGAAUGUGACUUUGGAGGACUUCGACCUCAGUUCUGUGUGCACCACCAUUAAAUCGGUGCAUAGUUCAUGUUGCUUUUUUUGGAACAAUGCUAACCACAGCAUUAAAGAUAUUCUGUUAAUAGCAUUCCAAUUGGGUCUCUCAUGUUGUGCCAAACAGUCGGUGACUUUCCUCAGCAAUUUGGAUGGUUUGAGCCAGUUUAUAACCAUGAAUUAUUUGACUGCCUUCUUUAUGAAUCAUGAAAGAACGAAUUCUUCGCAAUGGGUCUGCCAGAAAUAUUUUCCACGUAUCAUCGAUUUGUGCGUAGCUUUGCGUCUGACUGUUUUCAUAGAAUAUCCAGGAGCCUUAACAUUAUUGCCUUCUAAUCGGUUCGUUAUUAAAUGCAAGAAACAAAGGAAACACCAUAAUGGGGAAGUCAAUUGGUCCAUCUAUGAAGACAUCACCAAGGAGAGUAGCUUAGACAAUUUCAUGGAAUCCAUCUGUACAUCGUAAAUCUGCUAAAGUAUAAUUAUUUUAAAAAUUCUCUUGCAUUUUAAAUUGGAUAUUUAGUUCGUUUUUAUAGUUUCAAGAUUAAUGCAUUAUUACUAAUUUUAAAUUUGACUAAU